AUGCACACUACUCAUAACACUAUUCAUGCCAUUAUUACCUCUCAUAAUCAUAAACCUGAUAUCCUUCUUACUUGUUUGUAUGGUGACAAUAAUUCUGCUCAGAAUCAAGUUCAAUGGCAGUAUUUAUUAGACAUGAGCCAUGAUGUUAACAUUCCUUGGGUGAUAAUAGGUGAUUUGAAUUUCACAAUGGUUGAUUCUGAAACUAAUAGUAAUCGUCCUUCUACUAAUUAUCAUUCUAGGAAUAUUAGAGAUAUUGUCAACCAAUUAGGCCUUAUUGAUCUAGGUUUUCAUGGUUCUAACUAUACUUGGUCGAAUCAUAGAGCAAGGGAUAACCAUACUUCUGUUAGGUUGUACAUGGCUCUUGUGAACUCUCUUUGGAUUACUAGCUAUACUAUGGCUCAUCUCCAACACAUUGCUCCUCUUGCAUCUGAUCACAACCCUAUUUUGUUGCACUCAAUACCUGAUUCUAGUAGAUCAUCUCCAUUUAAACUUUAUAAAUGUUGGUUUCAAGUGCCGUCUUGCUCAACCACUAUUCACAACAGUUGGAAUCAUUCAUUUCAAGGGUCUCCUUCUUAUCAGUUCUCUUGCAAACUUAAAUUUACUAGAACUGAGCUGCAGAAAUGA
Molecule: messenger RNA, 624 nt
Organism: Papaver somniferum (opium poppy)
Lineage: Eukaryota; Viridiplantae; Streptophyta; Magnoliopsida; Ranunculales; Papaveraceae
Exons: 1
Coding region: 1-624 (207 amino acids)
Source: RefSeq, a predicted model, not a curated record